This is a messenger RNA of Panicum virgatum (switchgrass), 2165 nucleotides long. RefSeq lists its product as uncharacterized. Lineage: Eukaryota; Viridiplantae; Streptophyta; Magnoliopsida; Poales; Poaceae. The record is from RefSeq and is a predicted model, not a curated record. The transcript has 6 exons. Bases 376 to 1980 code for a protein of 534 amino acids.
UUGAGUUUUGGUAGUAGUGGUGGCGGUAGGCGGUCCUCUUCUUGCUGGAUAGGUUGUUUGCGUUGGGUUGGGUGUGAAGCAAACUAACCAACCUAACGUGCGUAACGGUUACUCGAUGAUGGAUGAUCUGAAUGCCAUGGAUCGACGACACGAAUGCAUUGCAUUGCAUUUGCAGGCAGAGGCAGGCACCAACACCGCCGACAGCUCCCUCCCAACCAGAUGUACUAUAUAUAUAUGGAGUAUUUCUUCAUGAUCACUACUGCUAGCUGCUUGUUCAGUUGUUCGAUCAUCGAUCGAUCCCCAAUCCCCCUCUGCUAGGUGCUAGCUGCAGCCUGCAGCUGCUGAAUCUCCUCUCCUCCUGCUCCUCCUCCAUCAAUGGAGUACGUGGUCGCCCGGGUGUCGCAGCAAGGCCAAGGCCAAGGCCAUCAUUACUACUUGUCUCAUGAGUCGUCGGUCGCCGCCGACCACCGUCCGACGCCUGUGUCUCAGCGGACUCGGGGCAGCGCCAUGACGCAGCAGCGCCGGCGGCAAGCUCUGGAGCAGGAGGUCGCCGAGCUGAAGCAGCAGCUCUCCAACCAGGAGACGGUGCACCAAAUCCUGGAGCGAGCUCUGCAGCCCAGCUCCGCGCGCUCCGCCAUCCUCACCAUCCCGGCCUUCAUCCCAGCCAAGGCCAAGGAGCUGCUCGCCGAGCUGCUGCUCGUCGAGGAAGAGAUCGCCAGGCUCGAGGGCAAGAUCCAGGCCAUGAAGCAGGGAGGAGGAGGCAGCAGAGCAGCAGCAGCAGCGCCGCCGGAGAUCAAGUCCAUGUUCUUCAUCAGCCAGGCCAUGGACAUGGCCAUGAUCAAGACCGCCCCGCCGCCGCCCAAAGAAGCAGCCAUGCCCAUGAGCAGCAGCCCCAAAUUUGCUCCAAUAAGAAGCAGCAGGCAUUCGAUCGAGGGACGACGACACCCAGCAGCGGCAGCAGCAGCAGGAGCACCAACGGCCGCCAACAAGCUGUCGGAGAGGAUCGUCAAGUGCCUGCUCUGCAUCUUCAUCAGGCUGCUCAGGUCCUCGCGGGUCGCGGACCUCGACACCAGCAGGAACCAGCUGCAUCAGCAGGCCGGGAGCUUCAGCUUCAGGAUCGACACCGCCCUCAACGUGGACAAGGACAGCAGGGGGCAGCAGGACCACUACGGCAUCUUUGGCUUCCCGGACGCCAUCGUCAGGGACGUCGGGCCCUACAAGAACCUCGUCAGGUUCACCUCCACCUCCCUGGACCUCAGAGGGUUCUCCACCUCUCCCCUGCUCACCAAGCUGAGGCAGAUGCUGGAGGCGCUGCAGCAGGUGGAUGCACGGUAUUCCCUGACUACCCACCACCAGAAGCUAGCAUUCUGGCUCAACGUCUACAACACCUGCAUCAUGCACGGGAUCCUGCAGCAUGGCUUGCCCUCAAACUCGGACAAGUUGCUUGCACUCAAGAACAAGGCAACCAUCAACGUGUCGGGGCAAACGUUCAAUGCUCUGGUGAUCGAGAAUUUUAUCUUGAGGCAGCCGUCAAGUGUGAAAGAAGAAUUCUGGAAAUGCGAUGUGGAUGUGGAAGAACAGCAAGUGAGGGAGCUGUAUGGACUCAAGAGUUCAGAGCCUAACAUUCUGUUUGCGCUGUGCUGCGGCAUCAGAUCAUCUCCAGCACUCCGUAUCUACAAAGCCGAUCGUGUCUCCAUGGAGCUGGAGAAGGCCAAGCUGGAGUACCUCCAGGCGUCCCUGGUGGUCACGUCCACCAGGAGGCUGCUCAUCCCUGCCCUCAUACACUCCAACAUGCAUGACUUUGCCAAGGACAUGGACUCGCUGCUGCGCUGGAUCUGCGACCAGCUGCCGACGUCAUGGUCCCUCAGGAAAUCCAUGGUGGACUGCCUCAGGCAUCUCAACAUGGAGACGACGACGGAGCAGUUAUUGGUGGAUGUCAUCCCCCUGGACUACGACUUCCAGUACCUACUGCCCAUGUAGCUAGCUACCUUAAUUAGUCCCUACUCUCUCUCUCUCUCUCUCCCUUUUUUGUGUGUGCGUGCGGCCACUGGCCAGGCCGGCUGAUAGAUGAUCGCUCGAGGGAGCAAUUGGGAUAUAUAAAUUAAAAGAUGGACCGGGCAGUAAUUUUUGACCUGACAUAAAAAAUGGAUCGGGUAUUUUUUUUU